CAGGCACACUCCCUAGCCCAAAUAAAUCCCAUAAUCUUUCAAGGUGAAGUAUUCUCCUUUUGCCCUCCCCUUAAGGCUGCCUGCCAGCAGUACUGGCUGCAUUACUGGAGCUGUGAUUGGAAGUCAAGGCAUGGCAGACACUCAGCAGAUCUAACCUUUUUCUUCCUCCACCACCCUGAGCCGGCUUUGUAUGUGGGACGUCUCCUUCCAAGCAGCAACUUCAAUUAACAAAACAGCAAAGAGACGACAGGAGGGACAUAUACACCUGAAAACAAACGCUACAGAUGGGGAGGAGCUGUCUUCUCAGAAUACUGGUCGUGUCAUAAGCAAGGCGUGCACUUCGGAGUUCCUGAGCAUGGAAGGUAAUUAAUCACUUCAGUUCAAGGAAGUGACACUAACCCUGAAGACCUGUCCUGAAGGUGUUUCAGAGGACUCCAGAGCAAACACCAUUUCAUGGGGGAAAAGUUCGCCAGGGGUCACCAUGCAUUGCUCAGCAAGGGAGAGGAGAAUGAAAUGGAGAUAUUUGGCUACAAAACCCAGGGCUGCCGGAAAGCCAUGUGCAUUGCUGGGUACAUUUUGUCCUGUGGGUUUCUCCGGCUUGUGUUUUACUGGAAACCAGCGUGGGAUGUGUGGGCAAACUGCAUCCCCUGCAACUUGCAAGAAGCAGACGUCACAUUGCUCAGAACAACAGAUGAAUUUCAGAUUUAUUCCCGGAAGAAGGUGACAUGGAUCUCUGUGUCUGCACUGAACAAGUUUAGAUCAGAUUAUCCAAUCAUUGCUGAUGAAAACUCCAUCAUAAACAAAGCCAUAAUGAAACCAGAUUUAAAAGUAAGAUGCAUCCAAGUGCAGAAAAUCCGGUAUAUUUGGAACAACCCUGAACAACAGUUCCAGAAAGUUGGGUCCCUAGAAGACAGUCACACUUGUUCAGAUAUACACGCCAAAUUUGGUUCUGGUUUGCGAUGUGAGGAACAGGAGAUCAGGAGGCUAAUAUGUGGGCCAAAUGCCAUUGAUAUUCAGGUUAUCCCUAUUUGGAAACUACUCAUCAAAGAGGUCUUAAAUCCAUUUUACGUGUUCCAACUCUUCAGCGUGUGUCUGUGGUUCGCUGAAGAUUAUAAGGAGUAUGCCAUUGCUAUCAUAAUCAUGUCCCUCCUUUCUAUCGCCUUAACCGUAUAUGACCUCAGAAAGCAAUCUAUGAAACUGCACAGGCUGGUGGAGUCUCAUAACAGUGUCAGGGUCACCGUGUGCAGGAAAGACAAAGGCUUCCAGGAGCUAGAGUCACGCCAUCUGGUGCCAGGAGACGUGCUGGCUUUGACAGGGGGCAAAGCCCUUAUGCCAUGUGAUGCCAUCCUGAUCAGCGGUGGGUGCAUUGUAAAUGAAGGCAUGCUGACCGGGGAAAGCAUUCCAGUAACAAAGACCCACUUGCCCCAGGCCGAUGACUCCAGGCCCUGGAGAAUGUGCUGCGCAGAGGAUUACAAAAGACAUGUCCUUUUCUGUGGAACAGAGCUCAUCCAGACCAAGGCGGACGGCAACGAGCCAGCGAGAGCUGUUGUGCUGAGGACCGGUUUCAACACAGCCAAAGGGGACCUGGUGAGGUCUAUUCUCUAUCCUAAGCCCAUGAAUUUCAAGCUGUACAGAGACGCCUUACGGUUCCUGAUGUGCCUCAUAGUGCUUGCGACCAUUGGAAUGAUCUAUGCAGUGUGUGUUUUUGCACUAAACGGGGAAGAGGCAGGAGAAGUGGUGAAAAAGGCACUGGAUGUCAUCACUAUUGCAGUCCCUCCAGCUCUCCCUGCGGCUUUGACGACAGGGAUCAUUUAUACGCAGGGCAGGCUGAAGAAAAAGGGAAUCUUCUGCAUCAGUCCUCAGAGGAUCAAUGUGUGUGGUCAGCUCAACCUCAUCUGCUUUGACAAAACUGGCACCUUAACAGAAGAUGGACUAGACCUAUGGGGGGUGAUCGCUUCUGAAGGAAACAGCUUUCAGAAAGUCCACAGCUUCGCCUCUGGUCACAGCUUGCCCUGGGGACCAACGUGCGGCACCAUGGUGAGCUGUCAUUCACUGAUUGUUCUGGAUGGGAAGAUACAAGGAGAUCCACUGGACCUGAAAAUGUUUGAGGCAACCAAUUGGGAGAUCGAGGAUUCCAGUGAAGAUCAUGUUAAGAAUGGCGAAUUCGCACACGCUGUUGUUAUUAAACCUGGACCCAAAGCCGGCAAUGUUCCAGUGGAAGGAAUUGCCAUCUUACACCAGUUUCCAUUUUCCUCAGCCCUGCAGAGGAUGUCGGUCAUAGCUCAGGAGAUCGGAGGGGAGCAGCAGGUCUUCAUGAAGGGUGCUCCAGAGACAGUGGCCAAGUUUUGUAGACCAGAAACCAUGCCACCCGGUUUUGCCAGUGAGCUUCAGCUCUAUGCAGCACGGGGCUUCAGGGUCAUCGGACUGGCGCACAAAAUUCUGCAGGGAGGGAGGCAGGCAGCUGGCUUAACAAGGGAGGAGGUGGAGUCUGACCUCACGUUCCUUGGCCUUCUGAUAAUGGAAAAUCGUCUGAAGGCAGAGACCAAGCCUGUGCUGGAAGAACUCAGCGCUGCCCGCAUCAGGAGCGUUAUGGUCACAGGUGACAACAUACAGACAGCGGUUACUGUGGCCAAAAAUGCUGGCAUGAUUUCUCAGACCAGUCAAGUGAUUCUCAUUGAAGCAAACGAACUAUCAGGUUCCCCCUCAGCAUCCAUCACCUGGAAGCUACUGGAAGAAAGCAAACCGAAUGGCUACAGAAACCUGGAGACUUACAUUCAAGUUGGGGGAAGAUUCCGCUCUGAAGUUGGACGUAGCAGUUACCAUUUUGCCAUGAGUGGAAAAUCCUACCAGGUCAUUACACAGCAUUUCAGCUAUUUACUUCCGAAGCUCCUGAUCAAUGGGACAGUUUUUGCUAGAAUGUCUCCAGGUCAGAAAUCCAGCCUGGUGGAGGAGUUUCAAAAGUUGGAUUACUUUGUGGGUAUGUGCGGAGACGGAGCCAAUGACUGUGGGGCUUUGAAAAUGGCCCAUGCUGGGAUAUCGUUGUCUGAGCAGGAGGCGUCGGUGGCUUCGCCUUUCACGUCCCGAACCCCCAGCAUAGAGUGUGUGCCCGAGCUGAUCAGGCAAGGUCGCGCUGCUCUUGUCACUUCAUUCUGCAUGUUUAAGUACAUGGCACUGUACAGCACCAUCCAGUAUCUUGGUGUUCUCCUGCUUUACUGGCAACUAAACUCCUUUGGGAAUUACCAAUUUCUGUUCCAAGAUCUGGCUCUUACCACUGUAAUUGGUAUAACAAUGAGUUUGAACGGUGCCUACCCAAAGCUGGUCCCAUACAGGCCUCCGGGCCAGCUGAUCUCCCCUCCCUUGCUGCUGUCCGUGGUCCUGAACAUCCUGUUCAGUCUGUGCAUGCAGGUUUUUGGCUUUGUGACCGUCCAGAAGCAGCCCUGGUAUGCUCAGCACAACAUCUACAGUGCCUGCCUCAGCGGGAAUAAAAGCCAUGUGGAGAAUUCUUCCUCCGCUACCACCAUCGGCUUCACUGGGAUGGAGCAUGCAGAUGGCAGAGAGGGGGUGGACAAUGGCUACAAGAGCUAUGAAAACACCACAGUUUGGCUCCUCAGCACCAUCAACUGCCUCAUGGUAGCGCUGGUGUUCUCCAAGGGAAAGCCUUUCCGGCAGCCCGUAUACACUAACUACAUAUUUGUACUUGUGCUAGCAGUACAGCUGGGCAUCUGUGUCUUCUUUGUGUUUGCCGACAUCGACGGUCUCUACUCGCAGAUGGAUCUCGUGUGCACCCCGACCUUCUGGAGAAUCUCCAUGGUGAUAAUGCUGCUGGUCACAUUUGCUGUGUCCUUUGUUGUAGAGGAGGCGGUCAUUGAAAACAGGGCCCUCUGGAUGCUGCUCAAAAAGUGCUUCCAGUACCAGUCCAAGAGCCUUCACAAGAGGCUGCAAAGGAUGCUGGAGCAGGACUCAGCCUGGCCUCCUCUGAACGAAACCGUCUUCUCAGAGUCCAGGAUGAUACCAGUGGAGGACAACAGGGUAGCUUACAGGAAUCCAGUGUUUGAAAGCAAUGAGGAUAUGGUCUGAAGGAAGUGGCAGGGCAGAUGCCCAGGAAAAGGCUGCAGCUGGCCAUGAAAGGAGUAGGCCUGAAAGACGUAAGGCUAGAGCUGGGAUUGGCCGAAUCCCGACACCUGGCUGAACUUCUGGGCCCACAUUCCCCAUGCCGGGGUCGCUUUGUGACACACCAGAAGCAUAACGUGGCCCUAAAUCCAGCUCUGGUGGCACAGAGCCAGUACAGCGGUUUCCCCCACAGGCAGCCCAGGUUGUGUGGCACUGCCCCAGCGAGCUGUGGCCGCUGGCACCGGGGUAAGUCAGAGGAGUCCUCAGCCACGGCGCAGGCCAGGGCCUUAUCUUGGUAAUGAGCAGAGCCAACGCUCCUGCCCGCAGUGCCCUCAGAGAGCAUGCAGAACUCGGCUCUUUGUUGAGGCUGGACACAGACAGACCCUCUGGUUCCCUAGCUCCCAGCUUCUGCUGCCUCCUGCUGCCACACAAGACCUCCCCGAGUCCUGGCCUGGUCUGAGCUGUCAUGGAAGCUUGGGGGUUGGAAAUCUGGACCCCAGCAGUUCAGGGUGUUUGGAUUCAGCCCAUCACGGUGGUAGACUGGAGCGGUAAGCUCAGAUCCCAAACCGGGGACCCGAUCACCCACCCAGGCUGAGAUGCACGCAGGGUAGGAACAGAGUUGGAGGGACCAAAGGAAGCUUUUCUGGCCCUGGCUCACCCCUGCAGUAUGUUAGAGCAGCCUCACAGCUGCUCCGAUUUUUGCCUGAGCUGCACAUGGCCCACUCGGGGGCUUAGACAGCCAGCAGAGCCCGAGCCCCCUCCAAGAAUCACCCAGCCACGGCUGCAACAGGGACAGUGCAGAGCCGUACUACCAGCUUUCUGCUGCCAGGGAGCCUGCUCACACGGAGAAUCUUUAACAUCUUUGAGGACUUCCGCAACUCAGCCAGGGUCAGGGGCCUAUCACAGGCGUGGGGAGGGGGGUGAGGUUCUGUGGCCUGCAACGUGCAGGAGGCAGCCUAGAGGAUCCUAUGAAAUCCUGACGUUCCCUUCUGGCCUUGACAUCUACAGUGCAAUUAAAAACCCACAUGGAUGUAGUUUGGAGGAGGCGGGGGGAGGCAUUGCCCCCCCAAACAGAAGCGAGGUGUGGGGGGGUUACAUGGGGUCAUGUACCACUCCCCCCCCAUUUCUACGAGUGCCAACCUGCCCUGCAGGGCUUGCUUUGCUCGGCCUGCCGGGGGUGGGAGGGGGUGAGAAGAGGGGCUCUGUCCUUCCCACGCUGCACCUCCCCCACAGCACAUUUCGGCUUGUGGGGAGCAGAGGGGGUGGAGCGGUCCUAGUGCCCCCCUGUUUCCUGUAUAAUGGUGA
Molecule: messenger RNA, 5415 nt
Organism: Chelonia mydas (Green sea turtle)
Lineage: Eukaryota; Metazoa; Chordata; Testudines; Cheloniidae
Gene: ATP13A4
Product: ATPase 13A4
Exons: 30
Coding region: 454-4077 (1207 amino acids)
Biological process (GO): polyamine transmembrane transport; intracellular calcium ion homeostasis
Cellular component (GO): late endosome membrane
Molecular function (GO): ATP binding; P-type ion transporter activity; polyamine transmembrane transporter activity
Source: RefSeq, a predicted model, not a curated record